AUGUUAGCUGCCCGUAUAUUGAUUCCAGCCUUUGCGGCUGUCGUGGUCUCUGGACUCGAUGCCCCAAUCCCAGGCUACAGCGUGUUUACCCCUGAGUGGGAGGUUCAGGUCACCCCUGGUGGUGAAAGUGUUCUCAUGAACGGAACAGUUGAGCACGUCUUUGAUGAGCUCACCAAUUUCGACCCAGUCUACACCGAAGCUUUGAUGAAAGACUUCACCGCUCUUGGACACGAUAGGCUUGGGGCUCUUGAACAGCGAGAGGACUGGCGUACCCGCCCGUAUAUUUGCCGGGACUAUCCCUUGGCCAGAGUUGACGCUGCCUGGGAUGGCAUCCGCUACUUGCGAACGCUAAAGGGCAAGCCUAAAAGCAGCGCUGGGCCUUCUAGCUGUGGUCAAAUCAGUUGCUCUUGGAGCACUGCAAUCUGGUGGUGUAACGAUGACAGUGAGAAAAAGGAGCUCGAAUCUUAUAAAGUCAUUGCCGACGGAGCACAAUACAUGUGGGACGCAUGCACUCCCUGGGAAACCAGCCGAUACUGGUCCAGCGGCCAGAUAUUCAGCAACGAUGGAUGGAACAUCAUCAUCAAGAAGUCCGAGUCAUAUUGUUAG
This is a messenger RNA of Colletotrichum higginsianum IMI 349063, 606 nucleotides long. RefSeq names its product Secreted protein. The coding region runs from base 1 to 606 and encodes 201 amino acids. Lineage: Eukaryota; Fungi; Ascomycota; Sordariomycetes; Glomerellales; Glomerellaceae. The transcript is spliced from 3 exons. The record is from RefSeq and is a predicted model, not a curated record.